Physella acuta is the source of this 3540-nucleotide messenger RNA. RefSeq lists its product as uncharacterized. Gene Ontology annotation, molecular function: serine-type peptidase activity. Gene Ontology annotation, biological process: proteolysis. The record is from RefSeq and is a predicted model, not a curated record. Lineage: Eukaryota; Metazoa; Mollusca; Gastropoda; Physidae.
AUAUAAACACACCGUAGAAGCAACAGGUGGCUGAGGUGGGCGGUUCCCGUUUUCACGGUUUUUGUUUUAUUUUACGAAAUAUGCCUAGAUAUAGGCCCUACUAGAAUCUAGAAACUGGAUCUAGAUAAUAAAUAGGCCUAAUAAUAAUAAAUAUCUAUUUUUCAGUUGAUAGGCCUACUACUAAUUGUAAUUUACUAUACGCAUUUUACGAAUUUUGUCUCCUUGCUAGAGGAAUGGCAGAAGCUGGCUAUGGAACAUGGAAGUCUCCUAUCUCUAGUUUAUUGACAACUGAGAGUGGGGUAGAUUUUAUGAACUUGGUGGUGGAUGGUGACCCAGACUUCUCGGACCAGGUGUACUGGAAUGAAGUGCGGUUCAAUGAGCAAGGUCGCUACGUCAUCUGCUCAUGUGACCUAGAGGGAAAAAUAACCGAGUGGACACCAAAGGGAUUCAACGCUCGCUCGUUAGUUCAUGAGUAUGGAGGAGGAGACUUCUGUGUUUACCGUGGCACGGUCUACUUCUCCAACUUCUCCGACCAAGUUUUGUACAGCCAGGCCAGGCCACAGGAGGACCCGCAGCCUGUCACUGACAGCUCCAAGACAUUGCGCUACUCAGACGGCAGGUUUGCUGCUCAGAAAGGAAAAAUCUAUUGUGUACGAGAAGAUCAUGAGGUCCUUGAUAGCGGGAAUACAGAAGCCAGGAACUCUAUUGUUGCCAUCAACCCUGCCACAAAAACACAGACCGUUAUAGUAGAAGGAUCAGACUUCUAUGCAAGUCCCAGAGUCUCAGCAGAUGGCCAGCACAUUGCCUGGGUACAGUGGCAGCAUCCAAACAUGCCGUGGGAUAGUACUGAGAUCUGGGUGGCUAACCUGAGCCAGGACGGAGAUGCUAUUCAAGACGCUCAUAAGGUGGUGGGUGGCCAAGAUGGUUCUGGUCAAGACCUGAGUGUCAUGCAGCCCUCCUGGACACCAGAGAACCAGCUCCUGUAUAUUGGUGACCACAGCGACUGGUGGAACCUGUACGUGCUCACUCCAGGUCAAGGUCAUGUGAACCUGCAUGAAACCAAUGCUGAGAUAGGCGGGCCACAGUGGCAGUUGGGGAAACAGUCAUAUGCCCUGGAGCCUAAUGGGGGCAGUAGGAUUGUCACAUCUUUUAGAGGGGAGUUUGGGAUUGUAGACAUGAAGGAAAAAAGCUACAAGAAACUAGAGACUGGCUACGCUGUACAUGAGCAAUUGUCCUGGCCUGUAGCGGGGGCUGUGUACUGCAUUGCUCACAGCAGCUCCAACUUUCCACAGCUCAUCAAGGUUCAUGUAGACACCCUCAAGGUUGAAGUACUCCGAGUCUCCAUGUCCACAUCAGUAGAGCCAGGCUACUUGAGCAUCCCUUCACAAAUUGCCUGGCCAACAACUUAUGAUGAGAUUUGUUAUGGCCUGUAUUACCCACCUGUCAAUCAAGAUUACCACGCCCCCACAGGCGAGCUUCCCCCACUUCUGGUGCGUGCACACGGGGGCCCAACCAGCGCCUUCUCCACUGGUCUUGACCUUAAGCUGCAGUACUUCACCAGCCGAGGUUUUGCUGUGCUCUGUGUCAACUACAGAGGGAGUGUUGGCUACGGCAAGAAAUACCGGCACAGGCUCAGAGGACAAUGGGGUGUCCUGGACAUUGAUGACUGUCGUACAGGUGUGGAGUACCUGAUAGCGGAGGGCAAGGUUGACCCCAAAAGGAUUUGUAUUGAUGGGCGCUCAGCUGGCGGCUACACAACUCUAGCCUGUCUCACUUUCACAAACACAUUCAAUGUUGGUGUCAGUCACUUUGGUAUCAGUGACCUUGAGGCUUUAAUGAAGGACACUCACAAAUUUGAAAGUCGUUACCUGGAAACGUUGAUUGCCCCCUUAAGUGAGGAGGGCAAACAAAUCUUGAAGGCGAGAUCCCCCAUCCACCACAUCGAUCAGCUCAACACAGCUGUUGGCUUUUUCCAGGGGGACGAGGACAAAGUGGUGCCACCAAACCAGGCUCAGAUGUUUUAUGAUGCUGUCAGGUCUAAAGGACUUCCUGCCAUGUACGUCUUGUUUGCAGGUGAACAGCAUGGCUUCCGUAAAGCUGAAAAUAUCCAAACUUCAUUGGAUGGAGAGUUCUACUUUUUUGGGAAAGUUCUGGGCUUUGAACCUGCGGACAAAUGCAAAGAGCUGCCCAUAGUCAAUCUGUGAAGAGGGAGGACAAAUGACAUUUCUACACUCAGGCUUCUACAUGCUGGCAAACUUUUAGUCCAUUGAAUGAUUUAUUAAAAAUUAGGAUCACAUUCUCUGGAAAAAUAAUGAUAGCAGAGUAUCUAAAGAAAAUCAGUGCAGAAAAUCCAGUUAGAUUUUUAGUUGUUCAAGUCUUGUUACAAUGCUUGCAACAUUUUGUUUUCAAUUGUGCUUAUUUCUAUGUGUGAUUUGUGUUUGUUUACAAUUGUGCUUAUUUCUAUGUGUGAUUUGUGUUUGUUUACAAUUGUGCUUAUUUCUAUGUGUGAUUUGUGUGUGUUUACAAUUGUGCUUAUUUCUAUGUGUGAUUUGUGUGUGUGGAUGGUGGCCUGUGUCUAUGUGUGGUUUUUGUGUUAUUUAUUCAUUUAUUUAUUUAUUCAAUUACGGUAACAAUUGUAGGCAAGGAGGCCCUUUUUCAAAUUGGCCGUUUUAAAAUAAACAAAUAAAAACAACAAUUUAAUAACAGCAUUUCAAAAAAACAAAAAAAAACAAUAGCAUAGUAAUAGCAGUAACAUAGCACUAAAAAUGUGGAAUAAAGAAAUAAAAUUACAUAGUUAUAAAACAAGAUGAGAUAUAAUAAGAAUACAAUAGAUGAAUGAGAAAUGUUUCAAUGAGUCAGUUAGCGAGGUCACUAAAUAAUUGUUGUUUUAGUUUAGAUUUGAAUAUAUUUUCAUAGCUAGAUAGUUUUAUUUUAUUAGGAAGAUUGUUCCACAAAUUAGAACCAGAGUAGGCGAAGCUAUGUUUUUGGAAAAAAGUUGUAUAUGGAAACGGUAAUUUAAGACGACGAUUUAAUUUAAUGUUAAAAGAAAAGAGGUCUGAUAAGUAAGAGGGGGCUGUUUCGUGGAAUAUUUUAUAUAAGAAAAUUGCUUUAGUAUAUAUAAUCUUUUUAUUUAAUGGAAGUAUUUUAGUUGAAAUAAAAGAAUCAAUGCUACUAGACAAGCCAGUAACCAGUUUUAUAGCCUUUUUUGUAUUGAUAGUAGAGGACGCUGCUUAGUUAUAAAGAUGUUGGUCUUUGUCUCAAACCCAAUGGCUGGGGCUGCCCACCCCACCCCUGGGGCUGCCCACCCCACCCCGUGGAAAUGUUUUUAUUUCUUGAUCCACGUCCCACCCCACCCCGUGGAAAUGUUUUUAUUUCUUGAUCCACGUCCCACCCCACCCCUCUCUAAUAAUUGCUGAGCUCCCAUGUCAGAUGAUUUAAUUUGGAUAUUUAUAUGCUUUAUUUGACAUAUGACAUUCCUACAUGACAUGAUUGUAUGACACAUGAAAUAUCUAUACUAUAAUAAAGAAAGAGAUGUCAUUC